Molecule: messenger RNA, 2286 nt
Organism: Phytophthora nicotianae INRA-310
Lineage: Eukaryota; Oomycota; Peronosporomycetes; Peronosporales; Peronosporaceae
Product: CAMK/CDPK protein kinase
Exons: 2
Coding region: 434-2179 (581 amino acids)
Biological process (GO): protein autophosphorylation; peptidyl-serine phosphorylation; intracellular signal transduction
Cellular component (GO): cytoplasm; nucleus
Molecular function (GO): calmodulin binding; calcium ion binding; calcium-dependent protein serine/threonine kinase activity
Source: RefSeq, a predicted model, not a curated record
UGAGAGCACUAACACAUUGGCAUGCUGCAUUGUAGGGCCCAAAUAGCUCCACCUGGAGGAAUCCCGUUGACCAGCAAGCAAAUGGCUCGUGGAGCAAAGGGCCACCUUCCCUUCUGUCCAUCUCUGACACCCCAUACAAACAUGAAGUUUACGUAACGUGUCGCUCACUCUUGAGAAAGCCGCGCAAACGCUACGCUGCCGUCGCCUUUCAGUCUUCAAUCUGCCGUUGAGCAGCAAGAACCAACGUCGAUCGAGAGAGUGUAAAGUCCUCGAUCAAGCAGAGCCAAGAAAAAGCUCCAGGUGGCGUGACGCACGGCAGCAAAACAACCAGACCACCACAUCUUCGGAGACCUUGGUCCCUGAGCCGGGCUAUAUUUGGCACCUGUCGGAGCUUUCAUUCCUACAUUGCAAAGGAAAAAAAAAACAAUAAACAAUGGGGUGCCGUCAGUCCAAAGCCGACGCCGUCGUGGGCUCCACCGCUGCGCCGACCCAGCGAGAAGCACGCGGCAGUCUGCGUGACGACCUGACGUCCGACCUCAUCCAGCACAAGUACGUGGACGACAUCAACGAGUUCUUCGAGUUCGACGCCACCAUCGGCACGGGCCACUUCGGCUGCGUCAAACACGCCGUGAGUAAAAAAUCUGGCAAGGAAUGGGCCGUCAAGGUUGUUGCCUUGAGCAACGAAGUGGACCGGGACGCACUACGCAACGAGAUCAACAUCCUCAAGCGACUGCAUCACCCACAGAUCGUGCGAGUCAUCGCCUCGUACGAAGACAAAGAGCACAUGUACAUGAUCAUGCAGCUCUGCAAGGGCAAAGAGCUGUACGAUCAUCUGUACCAGGAACACCGCACGUUCUCCGAGAACGACGUACGGAAGAUCAUCCGUGCUCUACUCAGAGCACUAGCUUUCUUGCACUCGAAUUUCAUCACGCAUCGAGAUCUAAAGCUCGAGAAUUUGCUACUAGAGAACGCCGAGAACCCGGGAUCUCUCCGUCUGUGUGAUUUCGGUCUCAGCACACGCUUUAAACGCGGUGAGAAGCUUGAAAAACCAUUGGGAACGAUCGACUACGUCGCUCCUGAAGUGCUAGACGGAGACUACAACGAAAAGUGCGAUCUCUGGAGUGUCGGAGUCAUUUGCUUUGAGUUACUCACCGGGGUAUCUCCAUUCCACGCAGCGACGAUCGACGAGACCAUGGGCAACAUCUACGACGGAGUGUUGAUCUUUGAGAACGACGUGUGGUCGAAAUUCUCUCCUGCUUCAAUCCUUUUCAUCAAGUCAUUAGUGAAGGAAAAUGUGGACCAGCGACUCUCAGCCGAACAAGCUUUGGAUCACAAAUGGCUUAAUGAAGGAGAAAUGGCGAGUGCAGAUGGCUCUGGUGCUGCACGUCUGCAGAGCGACAAGUGCAUGUUACUAACCAACAUGUUGAGCUUCAGUCAAUGUCGAAAAAUGAAACAAGCAGCGUUGCUAUCUGUGGCUUUGGGGAUUUCGGAGGACCAUAUUCAACAAGAAAUGGCAGCCGAGGUCUUCCACUCGAUGGACCGUAACAAGAAAGGCUCUGUAUCGCGGGAUGAGUUCUGCAGCGCUCUAGUGGAGUGUGGAGUCUCGAAUGCCGAUGCUGGGGAGCUUUUCACGCGCAUUAAUCAGUCGAAAAGCGGCCACAUUAACUACCUGGAGUUCAUUGCUGCUGUCAUGGACCAACGUGACAUUGGACAGAGUACGAUUAAGGAGGCUUUCGGCAUUCUAGACGGCCAGAAACAGGGCCGUUUGUCGCUUGUCGGACUGCAGGAUGUGUUCAAGAACUCGAUGGUAGCGGAGGAGGUCAAGGAGAUGAUUGCGUCGGUUGAUACUAAGGGCGAUGGGUAUGUGGACUUUGAGGCAUUCCAGGGUCUAUUCGCUGCUCCGGGGUCCACACUCCCUCAAGUUGCAGAGGAGGACUCGUCCACUACGGCUAGUGUCGGGAAUGAGGAUGCUGGGAGCCCCGAGAAGCCGAUGGUGACGUCUCAGAGUAUGUGCACUAGGAAUACCGAGAGCACUGUGGACAGUAUCACCGAUCGAACGACUCCUUCUUCGACUACGAGCUCGUUGGGUUACACAUCUGGGAAAACAGAGGAGAGCGAAGCUAUCAAGGCAGAUUUAGUGCACCAAAACGACGUCAACGUCGCAAUGGUGAACGCAUAAAGCGGGGUAGCUAGCUCACUGUGGGAUAUUUUAUUUUGAAAAAUAACUGGGAAAUGAAUUUUCCGUCUUACUACUACAUGUAGUAGUACUACAAGUUUUUUAAUGCA